This is a messenger RNA of Knipowitschia caucasica, 444 nucleotides long. The record is from the annotation of a GenBank genome assembly. NCBI's taxonomy places the organism in Eukaryota, Metazoa, Chordata, Actinopteri, Gobiiformes, Gobiidae.
AUGUUCCCAGCCUUGUCCCUCUGUUUGUGCGCUCAGGCUGUGAUGAGGGAUGGACACGAAGAGGGCAACGCUGCGUCUGAACCCGGGCAGAUCAGUCAGCGGCGUAAAGCCCGUCCCCCAGUGGAGCACUUUGAUGUCGACGAAAGCAAAUGCAAGGGCGUCAAAAACGAGCCGAACGUGACAUUAUCGGCAACAAGGAAGCGAGUCACCCAGGGAUUGAGCAAGACGGUUGAACACACCUCGCCUCAGCCCCGGCACCGUCAUGGCAAAUGGAUAAAAGCGGUCGCCAACACUGGAGGCUGCGACUGCUAUUUCUAUCGCCUGGCUCAUCAAGACGACUGGGAAAAGUUUGAGUCCAAGUGUGUGUUUGUUGCGUGCUCGCCGGACCCCCUGCUGGCUUCGCAGUGCAGCCGCAGCUCUAAUCUGAGCCACUCUGUCGUGUGA